AUGCGUGCCACUGCAAGCAUUGCAGUCCUCACCGCGGGCCUCGCCAGCCUGGCUGCAUCGCAGAGCUUCGACAACUACGACCGCUGUGCCGACGCCGUCUUCAACGACCCCAACCUCGGCACCUGCGCCUCCAACCCCGGAACGUCCGGUCUAGCCUGCUUCUGCACGUCCGAUAUCACAGGCUACGACCUCACCGACGCGACUAUCGCCCUCUGUGCUCGCAACCACUUCCCCGUUGAAUCCCUCAAAUCCCUAAUCUGCAACCCCAACACCCAAAUCUCAACCUCAGACCGCAAACACAGCAGCAGCCCCAUGGUCCGCAUCGCCAACGACGCGCACCAAGCUCGCGCCCUUCCCGAACCAACCACUGCCACAGACACCGACACCAGCGCCGACACCGAAACCCCCCAAGAAAACGCCCACAGCGUAAUCUACCAAGUCAUCACCGUAACCAGCGCAAGCUGCGACUGCCAGUCGACACCAGGCCCUGCGACAGCAACGGCUGCUGCUGCGGCAGUCAAGCCAAGCCACGCUUACAGCGGCGUCUCGCCCCAGCAUGGCUCCGCCGCGGCCCAAAGCAGCAGCGCCAGCGACAUCCUGGUCCAUGCGACGCCGUCGACGAGUGCUACUGGUGCGAGCGGGUCUGAGAAGGUGGUGGCCACUUCGUCGGCGAUUAUGCCGAGUGGGACGGAUAGUAGUGAUGGGGAGGGGGAGCAGCAUGGGAUUUUGUUUCAGGGGGGUGCUGAGAGGGGGGUGAGGUCGUCGGUUGGGGCGGUGCUUGGGGGGUUGGUUGUUGGUGUUUUGGGGGUUGUUGUUUAG
This is a messenger RNA of Aspergillus candidus, 819 nucleotides long. Its product is annotated as extracellular serine rich protein. Lineage: Eukaryota; Fungi; Ascomycota; Eurotiomycetes; Eurotiales; Aspergillaceae. The record is from RefSeq and is a predicted model, not a curated record. Bases 1 to 819 code for a protein of 272 amino acids. The transcript is spliced from 3 exons.